Messenger RNA from Pieris macdunnoughi, 861 nucleotides. Lineage: Eukaryota; Metazoa; Arthropoda; Insecta; Lepidoptera; Pieridae. The record is from the annotation of a GenBank genome assembly.
AUGACUUCUGCGUUUAGCUUAAGAUUUCCCGAAUGGGAUCUCACUAAAAGCCAAUUCAAAGAGUUAGAUGAACUACCUUUAAUGAGAACUCCAGGGCCGAUACUUAUGAUCCUGGCAGCGUAUCUUCUCUUCGUAUUGAAAAUAGGACCAGCACUUAUGACCAAGCGAGAACCUUACAAGUUGACAGCCGUCCUUGUGCUAUAUAACUUCUUCCAAGUCGUAUUGUCCGCGUUCAUGGUAUACAGGUACGCAAGCAUGAUGUCUGAAUAUGGGAUUGCACCAACUGCAUGUCACAUGCAUAAUAAAUCUACUAGAGAAACGAUAUUAUUAGAUAUUUGGAUUUACUUCGCUGCAAAGGUUACGGAAUUACUGGACACAAUAUUCUUCGUUUUACGAAAGAAAGAUAGCCAAGUGACGUUUCUACAUUUGUACCAUCAUUCUGUGAUGAUGAUCGGAACAUGGAUGUACUUAAAAUACUGGCCGUCAUACACAUUGAUGUUCAUUGGAUUCAUGAACGCGCUGGUACACGUAUUCAUGUAUACGUACUAUGGGUUAGCAGCUUUAGGCCCUAAAGUCACCAAAUACAUCUUUUGGAAGAAGUAUAUGACAAAAUUACAAUUGCUGCAAUUCUUCUGCAUAAUAGCUCACUACAUUGUGGCAGUCAACAAGACUGAGUGCCCGCCGACGAAGGGAGUUGCAAUUUUCAUUGGCGGAAAUACACUCUUCUUUGCUUUUCUCUUCCUCAACUUCUAUUUCCAAAACUACAGAAGUCGUAACCUUGUUAAGGAUAAGACGUUAGAAAAGCUUAAGAGGCCAAAAGUAAUAGAUGACGCGAACAAUGAAAAAGAAAAGAGUGACUAA